CUUUGAUGGGGUUAAAGAAGGUGACACUCAAUUCUCGGAGUGUAGUUCCUUUGAUUUGAGUCAUCAUUCUAAAGUAAGGAGUGUCGUCCAAACUUUAGGUGUUCUCAACUAUCCACAGGCCUAUAAACAUUGCACCUUUGAGACCAGAAACGACAAAAGUGGCGUACGACGGAGAACCAGACAUGGGUGGGGAAGAUGUGUCUCCCAUUAAGGUGAAAGCUGCAUAUAAUGGAGAUAUCUUAUGUGUUGAUGUCGAUCCAGAUAUUCAAUUUGAGGACUUUUGUUCCGAUAUGAGAGACAUCUGUAACUUUCAGGACGAUGCCCUUUUUACUAUGAAGUGGCUGGAUGAUGAAGGUGAUCCUUGCACAAUCUCAUCACAAGAGGAACUUGAAGAAGCUAUCAGACUUUAUGAUCUACAUAAAGAUUCCAACAUUAUCAUUCAUGUUUUCCCAAAUGUGCCUGAGAAGCCUGGAGCACCAUGCCCGGGAGAAGACAAAAAUAUCUACAGGCGUGGAGCAAGACGUUGGCGUAAGCUAUACAAGGUCAAUGGGCACACCUUCCAACCAAAACGGUUUAGUCGGAGAGCAAUCUGUUCAAUUUGCAACGACCGUAUUUGGGGUUUAGGAAGACAAGGUUUCAAGUGUACAGACUGUAAGGUUCUUGUUCACAAACGCUGUCAUAAGUAUACCAAGGUUCCUUGUGGUGAACGUCAGGAACCAAGAUCCUUUUUGAAUGAAUCAUCUCGUAGUUCACCAAGUGAUUCGAUCCGAGGUAACACAUCAGGUGCCAGUAAUGACUUCCAUCAUGAAGCAGGUGAGACAGUGUCAGUGGAAGGGUCAUCAAAACGCAUUGGACUGGAAGAGUUUGACCUCAUUCGGGUCAUUGGUCGUGGCAGCUAUGCCAAGGUAAUGGUGGUUGAACAACGAAAGACGCAAAGAAUCUAUGCAAUGAAGGUGAUUAAAAAAGAACUGGUGAAUGAUGAAGAAGACAUUGACUGGGUGCAGACAGAAAAACAUGUCUUUGAGACAGCCUCUAAUCAUCCAUUCCUUGUUGGUUUGCACUCAUGCUUUCAGACAAAGAGCAGAUUAUUUUUUAUCAUAGAGUUUGUAAGUGGUGGUGAUUUAAUGUUCCACAUGCAGAGGCAAAGACGUCUUCCAGAGGAGCACGCCCGCUUUUACUCGGCUGAAAUCUGCCUUGCUCUCAACUUCUUACAUGAGAAAGGUAUAAUUUAUCGAGAUUUGAAACUGGAUAACGUACUCCUUGAUUCUGAAGGGCACAUUAAACUGACUGAUUAUGGCAUGUGUAAAGAAGGUCUUCGGCCAGGAGACACGACUAGCACAUUUUGUGGCACUCCAAAUUACAUUGCACCAGAGAUACUCUCAGGAGAAGACUAUGAUUACUCCGUAGAUUUCUGGGCCCUUGGUGUAUUGAUGUUUGAAAUGUUGGCUGGAAGGUCGCCAUUUGAUAUUGUCGGAAAUGCGGAAAAUCCUGACCAAAACACUGAAGAUUAUUUAUUCCAAGUAAUUCUAGAAAAGCCAAUCAGAAUACCAAGAUCCUUGUCAGUGAAAGCAGCAUCAAUCCUGAAGGGUUUCCUUAAUAAGAGUCCAGCCGAUCGACUUGGAUGUCAUCCUACUACUGGCCUUGCUGAUAUUACAACUCACCCUUUCUUCAAAACUAUUGACUGGGAAAGAGUAAGUCAAUAUCCUGUUAUUAUCAAUCUUAGUAUUGUUUUACUGUAGUUUAAGUUGGGCUCCAGGGCCA
Messenger RNA from Anneissia japonica, 1761 nucleotides. Its product is annotated as protein kinase C iota type-like. The coding region runs from base 183 to 1739 and encodes 518 amino acids. The transcript is spliced from 13 exons. Lineage: Eukaryota; Metazoa; Echinodermata; Crinoidea; Comatulida; Comatulidae. Gene Ontology annotation, molecular function: protein kinase activity; ATP binding; protein binding. The record is from RefSeq and is a predicted model, not a curated record. Gene Ontology annotation, biological process: protein phosphorylation.